Molecule: messenger RNA, 2259 nt
Organism: Alosa sapidissima (American shad)
Lineage: Eukaryota; Metazoa; Chordata; Actinopteri; Clupeiformes; Clupeidae
Gene: ccndbp1
Product: cyclin D-type binding-protein 1
Exons: 9
Coding region: 153-1010 (285 amino acids)
Biological process (GO): regulation of cell cycle
Cellular component (GO): nucleus
Source: RefSeq, a predicted model, not a curated record
UGUUUAGGCUUUAGCCUACUACAGUAAACAGCCUAGGCCUACUGGUUUUCCUAAACUCCGAUAGGCGGCGAUGUUACGCUUGGUGACGCUUGUCCUGUCAGGGAAGUCAACGCAACGAAGAAGAAGCAGCUGCAGUCCAUGUUGAUGUCAACAUGAGUGCUGACAACUCGUGUUCAGACAUAUUACUUCCUUUACGAAACCUUUGUAACUCUGUUAAGUGCAUACGAGACCGGGUAAAAGAUGGGGAAUCCAGCGAGUGCAGUAGUGAGUUCAACAUGAGUACGUUCUGGAACACUCUGAUUCAGUCUGUAAAGGCCACAUCCCAGGAAGCAACAAAACUCAGCCUGGCGUUCUCUAAACCGCCCCUACCCUCCUCUCAGGAUGCAGAGAAGAUGGCGGACUCGAUUCAGCAGGCAGUGUUGGCGCUGUCUACAGUCUACUACUGGCUACCGAAGACCCAGGGAAUAAUUUUGAGAAGAGUUGUGCGUGAUGCCACUGCAGAUGUGCUUGAGGGAAUGGUUCAAUUGCUUGACAUCAUCCUGAACUCCCCCCUUCAAAGUUUGUCUCAGGAGCAGCUGAUGUCCACGGGAGGAGUCUGGGCGUCGUGCGACCGGUUUGAGCAGCUGCCAAGAGAUAACCGCGCUGCAGUGCUGAGUGUCCUGAGCUCUUAUCAGGGCGUGGUGAAGGAUGCUAUCGAGGAGAUGGAGCAGGCCCAGGCUGAAAACCAGGACCCUUUCGCCGACCUCCUGGACGAUGAGGACCUGGACGAGCGUGGCAACCGCGACACGUACUGGAGCGAGGGGGACCGGCAGCUGAUGGCUCCCUGCCAGGGCCUGAUGAAGGCGUCUUCGGCGUGCCUGAAGAAAUUGAGCUCGGCCGUCCGGGGCAACGGCAAGGUCGACACCCCCGACAAUGUUGCCCAGCUGGAUGACCUGGCCGACAUCACCCACGACAUCAGCCCCAGCAUAUUGUCUGCACAUGUGUGCGUGCACUGCCUGCACGUAUGGUGAUGUCAGGCAUGCUCUCACAGUUGUGUCACUCUAUGGAUGGACUUAUGGCUAAUAGUGCAUAUGUGUGUGUGUGUGCACUUGCAAAUGUGUCAUUUGAGGAUUUGCAUAUAGGUCUCCUAAUCAGUCUGAUCACAGAACAGGCAGUUGACGCCUUCAGAUUAUGUGACACCAAUCUAACAAUCUGUCAACAUAGUGACAAGCUGAUGGAUUGAGUGUGUGUGUGUGUGUGUGUGUGUGGGUGGGCGUGUAUGUGUGUGUGUGUGUGUGUGGUUGAGUGUGUGUGUGUGUGUGUGUGUGUGUGUGUGUGUGCUUACAGAAGUGAAACUUAGGCGAUAACAGCAGUAAUCUCCCCAAGCCUGAUUAUAUCAAGGAAUUGGUUGUCACAAUCUCCCACCAAAUAGUCUGCAAGUCGCAUCUCAGGCAAUCAUGACAUUUUAUACAUACCCUGAGUUAAAGACCGCUGACCUUGGGCCCCAGCGGGGGGGGCGACUGGCUGGGGCACCUGCACCGUACGCCAGCGACCCGGGUUCGAUUCCCGCCCCCCGUAGUCCUUUUCCGGAUCCCACCCCGACUCUCUCUCCCACUCGCUUCCUGUCUUUCUCCACUGUCCUGUCAUUAAAAGGCAAAAAAAAAAGACCGCUGAACUUGAUGCACCUGUGUGCUUUCCGGCUUAUUUCAAUUGAUGUCUUGCUGUUUAUUCAGGGAGUGUGAACUUACCUUCACCUCUUUACACCUACCUGAUUUCACACACCUGAGCUGAUGACUUCAUCUGGGUUUAAACAAUACCCUCCUCUCCUACCAUAUGUCACUGACAAACAGAAAAUCUCUACUCUGAUAAGCUAUUUAAAGGCACAUCAUGUAAAAUUGUCUUUAUAUAAAAGAAAGGUUGUGACAAAUAGUUUUACGCAUUAAAUGAGCAGCAUGCAUUUUUGCUUAUUUAUUACUUUCAGGUGCCUCUUUACCUGUUUGUCAUUUUCAGUCUUGGAGUGUACAUUUUUUUUUUUUUGGUGGUGGUGCUUCCUACUACGUGCUUUAUCUUUAUUUGACUACAAAUUUAUUUAAGCCAUUGUGUGUGCUGUCGUGUUUGUUAAAUGUGUGUGUGUGUGCAUUUAUAUAUAUGAGAUAGAGAGUGAGUGAAUGUCCCAUGUUGAAACUAGGCUUAGUGUUUUACAGAGGGCAAGGGCAUGGUAUGUAGUUUAAAGGGCGGCUGGAAUAUUCCGACAUUUCAUCAUUAAAGUGAUCAAAAUGA